UGUCAUCUGGCAAACAACAAGGUUGUUCCUGAAGAAGCGGCAUUGCCAGGGUCCUUCCGGAAUGGCUCCCCUCCAGCACCUUCCUUCACUGGCACCAGUGACCGUGGGAAAAAGUCAUUGGGUUGGCCAGGCACUCCCCUCUCUCAGGAGAAAAAGUCCACAGGGGUGUCAGUCAUCUAUUGGGAAAGGCUCCUUCUAGGCCCUGGCAGCGGGGAGGCCAGUGUCAGUCUGCGGUUAACCUCUCCCCUGAGGACUCCUGAGGACAGCCCACCUAAGGAGAAAGCCCUGGUGACCCGCCCCAUGCCAGGCAAGCAACAGGGGCCAUGUGAGGACCAGAAGCCAUUUGUUCAGGAUGCCACUGGAAGAGCCUUCCCCAAUAUUCCAGAAUUUGAGGCUGGACUCACCUCUGGGGAAAGAGAAAAGGGUGUAACUAGCCACAAGCCUCAUGGACUCCCUGGUAGCCAAGAGCCCCGUACCUGGGAUCAUCUGGGCAACGCCCUCCACACAAACUCUGGCUUCCUUCCCGGGGAGAAGCCCUUCGAAUGCAGGGCGUGCAACAAAGUGUUUGUGAAGAGCUCAGACCUGCUCAAGCACCUGCGCACCCACACGGGGGAGCGGCCGUACGAAUGCUCGCAGUGCGGCAAGGCCUUCAGCCAGACCUCACACCUGACGCAGCACCAGCGCAUCCACAGCGGUGAGACACCCUACGCGUGCCUGGCCUGCGGCAAGGCCUUCCGGCACAGCUCCUCGCUGGUGCGGCACCAGCGCAUCCACACCGCCGAGAAGUCGUUCCGCUGCAGCGAGUGCGGCAAGGCCUUCAGCCACGGCUCCAACCUCAGCCAGCACCGCAAGAUCCACGCCGGCGGGCGGCCCUACGCGUGCGCCCAGUGUGGCCGCCGUUUCUGCCGCAACUCGCACCUGAUCCAGCACGAGCGCACGCACACGGGCGAGAAGCCGUACACCUGCGCCCUGUGCGGCGCCGCCUUCAGCCAGGGCUCCUCGCUCUUCAAGCACCAGCGCGUGCACACGGGCGAGAAGCCCUUCGCCUGCACGCAGUGUGGCCGCGCCUUCAGCCACAGCUCCAACCUCACGCAGCACCAGCUGCUGCACACCGGGGAGCGGCCCUUCCGCUGCGGGGACUGCGGCAAGGCUUUCGCCAAGGGCGCCGUGUUGCUCAGCCACCGACGCAUCCACACGGGUGAGAAGCCCUUCGUGUGCGCACACUGCGGCCGCGCCUUCCGCGAGCGCCCGGCCCUCUUCCACCACCAGAGGAUCCACACGGGGGAGAAGCCCGUGCGGCGGCCCCGCCGUGGGCCGGGCCUGUGCCCCCAGGCCAGGCCUUCUUCAGGGGCAGCAGCACAGGGCGCGCUGGGCAGAGCAGCUGCGCCCACUCCCGCCUCAGGUCCACUGGCCGUUUCGAAGCCUGCUGACGCCUGAGUUCACAGCUCCAACCUUCCCCGGCCUGUGGCAAACUGCCCUCGUUCCCUGCACGCCCACAUUUUGGAGAGGCCCCGUGGGCGCCCUGUGCUUCCAUGUGCACGUGGUGACGGCGUUUGCCAUUUCAGCACCAGCUCGCUCCGACCCCAGGAGCUCUGCCUCCAGAAAGAUCAGGGGAUGCACGUGGAGGCUGCGACUUUGGUGGGCGGGGACUGGGCAGUCAGGCCGUGCUUCCUGCCUCUUGGACGUUGGGCACCGGGUGAGGAGGGGAGCGCUGCAGUGUUGGCCGGCAGUCCUAGAAAUGCCUCACGUCCACGUGCAGACUGGCCAACAAGCUGACCCUCAGGACGUUUCUUCCAGAACUCGGUUCCUCGGAGGCUUCUGGGAGCAGGCCCAGGGGAUAGUAAGUCACAUGGGGGUGGUGUCGGCCGUGGGCUCUGAGUCUCCAUUGCCACCUCUGGGGAGAAGAAAGGAAGAGAGAGCGAGAGAGGUUCAGGCUACGGAGGGUUUUUGCAGCACUUUGACAGGCAGGAUCUCAAUAAGGGCCAGCACGUGCCAACUGCCAGCUCUGUGAGAUGGCCACUAUGGCUCGUAGCCCCACUUCUCAGUUGAGGAAACUGAGGCAGAGAGUGGGACUGUUGCCGUUGCACACACCAGAGCCCAGGACUGAAUCCGGGUCACAGGCCCAGCUCUUCCCUCCGCCCCCAGGCUCUGGCACUCGUGUUCUAGUCUGCCAGUGUGAGGCUGGGUGAUGCCAGGCCUGGCUUCCUGCACGUGGCAGUCCCACAGGACGUGGAGGAGGGACAGGUGGGGGGCCCUGGGGUGUGAGGAGGGAGACCAACAUCAAGAAAGGUGGCCUCUCUGUGCUCAUUCAGAUUUCAUCCGAGUCUCAGCAUUGGCCGUGUGCU
This is a messenger RNA of Suricata suricatta (meerkat), 2345 nucleotides long. RefSeq names its product zinc finger protein 324 (gene ZNF324). Gene Ontology annotation, biological process: regulation of transcription by RNA polymerase II. The coding region runs from base 301 to 1437 and encodes 378 amino acids. NCBI's taxonomy places the organism in Eukaryota, Metazoa, Chordata, Mammalia, Carnivora, Herpestidae. Gene Ontology annotation, molecular function: DNA-binding transcription factor activity; RNA polymerase II cis-regulatory region sequence-specific DNA binding. The record is from RefSeq and is a predicted model, not a curated record. The transcript has 2 exons.